Molecule: messenger RNA, 1645 nt
Organism: Durusdinium trenchii
Lineage: Eukaryota; Dinophyceae; Suessiales; Symbiodiniaceae
Source: the annotation of a GenBank genome assembly
UUGGGAGAGGUGGAAGCAUCCGUAGAAGCGCUGUCAUAUCUUGCCAUGACGCGUGGACCGCAUGGAAGCGCUGUCUUUUUCAGUGUCUUGAUAACACUUGUCGUGGCGAGAGCUGAAGACGAGUGCUUGGAUGGGCCCUGCAGCUUACAAAUCUUGCAGCUGAAAGCCAGACACCGCUGAAAUUAAACAGCCUUUUUUCGUAUUCAGUUUUUUUCGGCGAGUGUCACGCAUCUCAAAUGGCUGGUGUCACUAGCCACAGGCUGACAAGCACCACACCUUUUGGCACAGUCAUGAGGCAUGAGGGCAACGAGGUAGCACUUACUCCAUACUUGGGAAAAAUGAUGCAUUUCUUCCGUACAAGCAAGGAUACACGGACGCAGCAAGUGGAUCUUUGGAUUUGCAGUCAUUUGGAAGGCAGCCCUCAGAAGACCUGCUGUGGGCGAAGUAUCAGCAGUUCCUUUCCACCUAUCAGCGGGCGUAUGGCGUUGAAGAACAACGUAUGCGCUUCGCAAAUUUUAAGGACGCCUUUUGGAGAGCGAAGUCGUUGAGCGGCAAUGCUCCUGACAGCCCCUUCGGGAUUAACAGCUUCUCUGACUGGUAUGAGUAUGAGUUGCCUCGAAAAGGGCUGAAAUCAGACAUUCCAUUUCAGAUGGACAUGUUGGGCUCCCAGGAGAUGGGAACCAAUGCCUCUCAUGCCUCUGACACUGCCGUGUUGAAGCCACAGCCGGCUGCGAUCAACUGGCGCCUGACUCGAGCGGUGAGCCCAGUGAAAAACCAAGGGUCCUGUGGAGCAUGCUGGGCUUUUGUCACAGCAGAGGAGGUCGAGUCUAUGUACACUUUGUGGCAGGGUGGUGGGGGUGGUGGCUACUCGGAGAUCUUCUCAGUGCAGCAGAUGAUCAGUUGCAGCGUUGAGGCCGAUGGCUGCGGUGGUGGCAACCCCGUCAACGGUUACAACUAUGUGAUGAAGAGUCAGGUUGGCUUGGUCCAGGAGGCCUUUUGGCCGUAUGAGGGAGGCUACUUGCCCGAGGAGCGAUGCGAUUACAAGUAUUGCACCAAGCCCUGCCACAAGAACCUCACGGAUGCUGCAACCUACCAGCACAUUAUAGGACCCAUCGGUCGUGUGCGAGGAGCUCUUUGGGCAACCCCGCUUUGCGAUCCUGGCAGCAACUGUGACAACCAGAAUUUGGAAAGCUUGAGACGCACCCUGGUGCAGCUUGGCCCCGUCGCAGUUGCUGUGAACUCCAAGAAUUGGUUCCACUACGCAGGUGGGGUUUUGUCAUACGAUGCGUGUGGCGGAAGCACUUGGAAUGAUUUGGAUCAUGCAGCACAACUGACGGGCUACAACACCACUGGAGAGAAGCCGCACUGGAUUGUAAGGAACCAAUGGUCAACCACUUGGGGUGAAAACGGCUACAUCCAUUUGGAGUUUGGGAGGAACACCUGUGGGAUCGCAAACAUGGCCACAGUACCUUUGGUGGAUGGCAUGCCCGAUCUCAAAGACAUGCAAACUGUCCAGAUGCUUCAGACAUCACAAGCUGCAGAGGCAGCUGAAGCAACUAGUAGAUCGGCUCCUUUCUUCCAAUUGUAUCGCCAGGCAGUUGGGGAAGCGCCGAGCCUUUAACCUGAUCCGCCGAAAAUUGGCCAA